This is a messenger RNA of Camellia sinensis, 2709 nucleotides long. RefSeq lists its product as uncharacterized. NCBI's taxonomy places the organism in Eukaryota, Viridiplantae, Streptophyta, Magnoliopsida, Ericales, Theaceae. The record is from RefSeq and is a predicted model, not a curated record.
UUCUCUCUCUACAAUACAAUACACAAAUACAUAUACAUAGAUACAUACAUACAUACAGUUCGCAGGAUCCAAUCUGAGAGAGCUCGAGACAGAGACAGAGACAGAGAGAGAGAAUAGAAACUGCUCACCUCUCUUUGACAAUUUUAGCUCAACUUCCAAAUUAAUCUCCUUCAAACCCAAGAAACUCUUUAUUUAUUUGAAGUAAACUAUAUAAUACUUUAAACUAUUGUCAUUCUUUGAACCUCAAACAAAGUCCUAGUUUUCUUUUGGGUUUUCAUUUUUAGCCAAAGUUUUAUAUAUAAAAGGGUUAAUCUUUUUUCCAUUUUCAUUGAGCGAUCUGGGGUGGCUCCUUCGUACCAGGUGCUUAUCUGUUCUAAUAUAAGGUGAUAUUUAAGGAAAUCCAUCAUGUUCAAGUUGUCACCACGAAGGAACCAGAGAUCAAAAGGUUUCAAGGUGAAGCAUGCUCUGCAGCUAAUCCUGCUGGCUGGUGUUUGCAUAUGGCUGGUUUACCAAGUCCAGCACUCCAGUAACAAGAAGGCUUCAUUUGAAAGAGGCACAAAAAUCUCAGAGAAGGUAAGCAACGGGAAUGAAUUUCUAAAAUUAGGGAGGAAGGAUCUCAACCCUCGAGUGGAGGAAAAAACCAUCGAUGAUCAGAAGCACGAAGAGGAAGAAAAAGAAGAAGAGAUCAAACAUUUCCCUGAAGAAAUUAAGCCCGAAGAGGAUGAGGGUGAAGGAAAACAGGGUGCAUUGGAUGAAAUACAUGAACAUGAUCAAGAGAAAUUAGGAGAGGAAGGUGAAAAUGGGGGGAAUUUUAUGGAGAGGGAAAAGGAGAUGGAAGAGAGGAAAGAGAAUGAGCUGAAAGAGGAGGAGAGGGAAGAAAAUAUAGAGAAGGAAAACAAAGAGGAGGGUGACAAUGACAAAGAGAGAGAAAAUGAGGUGAUUAAAAAGGAUGAAGAGGAAGAGAAGGUAAUGGGAGAGGGAGAGAGAGAAGACAACAAAGAAAAGGCUAGCGAACAAAAUGAAGGUGAACAGAAGGAAAUUAAGGAGGAAGAUAGAGAAGAGAACAAGGAAAAUCAAGGUGGGGAGGAAAGUGAACAAAACAGAGAGAGCGAGACUUUGGAGGAGCAUGAAGGGAAGGAAUUUAAAGACGAGAACGGAGAGAUCAAAGGGAAUGAUAGUGGAGAGACGAAAGAGAAUGAGAAUGAAGAAAAGGAAAAUAAGGGAGAGGAGAAGGAUGAGAGCAGAGGGACUGAAAGAAAAGAAAGAAAGGAGAUUGACACUGAAGAAAAGGAGAGAGAAAUGGAGAAAGCAGAGAAGGUAGGUAAUACUGAGGAUUCAAAUCCAUCAGAGGAGCAAAUUCGUAAUGGAAAUGAUGCAACCAAUGAAGAGGCAAAAGGGGAAGAUCACAAUGGAGAUGGGUCUUCCACUGAAAUAGUCAAGGAUUCUGAAAAUAAGACUGAAACUGAGAGAGGAGAUGUAGAGAACUCCAACGGGGAAGAGCUGUUAAACAACAAGGAACAGAAGGAACCAGAGGAGAACAAUAUUAGCAACACUGAGGUGACCAACACGAAUCAGAAUGAGUUGAGCUCAAACAUGAGAGAAAGUGAGACAGUUGAAAAGAGUGAUCCUUUAGAUGCGAUGGACAAUGAGGGCAAGAAUGGUAAUGAGACUGAUCACAAUGCAACCGAAACAAAAGAGUCUGAUGAACACAACCAAGAGAACAAUAGCUCCACAACAGCAUCUAAUGGAGAAACUACAUCUGAUUCUACUCAACAUCAAGAUGAAUCAGCAGAUAAAGCAGUUUCUAAAGAAGAUGACAUGAAGCAGACUGAUUCGAAUGAGCAAACUGAAACAACCGACACGGUUUCCAGAGAUGAAAAAACCACAAAAACUGAGGAUACGGGCGGAAAUACAAAUUUGGAUUCAACUCAGUCCACUACAACUGAGAAUGUGGGUGAAAACUCGUUUUCAGACUCAAAUGGGGACCCCUCAGAUUCUUCUACUAAAAACGACUCUAGUACUUCUUCAGAUGGGCAGAACAUUGACUCAAGUACAUCUACAACCACAGAGAAUGGUUCUGUUUCUUCAUCAACCAAUGAGAAUGAUAACACGGUUCAGAACAAGGAAUCCGGUAGUGCAGAGGAAAAGGCUACUACAUCUAAUGAAAAUGAAAAUGCAAAUGCAGAUCCUACCCAGAAUGAAUCAGUUAAUUCUUCUUCUGAUUCUUCAGCCUCCAAAGGUGAGAAAGAGGCUUCAUCAAACAAGAAUGACGAUGCUGAUACCGCUCAGCACGAUCCAGUUGAUUCCUCUGAUUCAUCGAUCCCUCAAGAAGAGAAAGAUGCUCGCACGGAUUUAGGAACUUUGCCAGAGAUCCAAACUGAAGGGAACAACAAUGACGAUGCAGUUGCAAAGUGACAUCAUCUUAUGAAGUGGUUAUGAGGUUGUUUUAGCAGUUCGCUGUUUGUAGCAAUUAAUUUCAUUGUCUUUUACUAUUUUUUGUCUCGCCACCGUCUUCUUUCUUUUUUUUUUUUUGGUCAUUUGCAGAGAUAAACGAGCAAAGCAAAUGUGUAAAAUGUGUAACCUUUUGUUGUUUUUCUGCUCUGUGCUCUUUGUUACAGCCCCGGUUUGUAACUUUGAGAAAAAUGUUCAGUUUUUUAUGACUCAAGUCAUUUGUUAUUUAUUGAUGCAGCGCUUAACCAGUCCAUAAAA